GUCUCGUCCGCAACACCCAGCAGUGCUAUUAUUACUACUUUGAACCCACAAAAUGUUGUGGCCCCUUCUGUAAUUUCGUCUCAGUUUUCUGUGAAAACUGUGCCCACAGUCACGCUCGUUAGGGCGCCUAUGCAAACUUCCACUUCCAUCAGUUCUCACGGCGCAUGCGCAGCGCUGUCGCCCGGUCCUGCUGUCAACAAAGCAGACUCCACUAAAACUCAGACUGCUGCCCAAGUCGUGUCUUCAGCUGCUGCGACGACCACCAUGAGGAGUCCUGCUAUUUUGCAAAACUUGAGGACUUCUGUACCAGCAACAACCUCUCCUGGUGGAGUGAGAACCAUCGCUCCGCAGAUGUUGGCUGCUCGACUCACUCAGCCUCAGCAACACGCCACAAACAUCCAAAACAUUCAACUCCCCCCAGGCAUGGUGUUGGUCCGCAGUGAGAGUGGGCAGUUGCUGAUGAUUCACCAGCAUACCUUGGCUCAGAUGCAGUCACAAAGUGCCAUGACACCACGACCUACGGCUCCCACCAGCACUCCACCUGUGCAGAUCACAUCUCUACAGACUCCAGCUGCAUCAGUGUUGGCUCGCCCAGUUACGCCCACCACCAUUAUUAAACAAGGCUCCCCGGUCCAGACCACAGGCACAGCCACCACCACACUGCAGAGGCCCCCUGUGCUGCAGAAUACCAUCAUGCUGGGAGGAAAUGCCGCUGCUACCGGACAGCCACUAGGAACACCCAUUGCAGUUCAGCCUGCUGGAGCAGUCACGCAGAAGAUGGGGCCUGUGGUGACCACGAAAACACCUCCAACACCUGUCUCAGCUGAAACACUGGACAAUGUGAAAAAGUGUCGAAACUUUCUGUCCACACUCAUCAAGCUAGCAUCCAAUGAAACACAGUCAUCAGAAACCACAGCCAGCGUUAAAGAGCUGGUCAAGAAGCUGCUGGAAGCAAAGAUAGAGCCUGAGGAUUUCACCAGCAGGUUGUACCAGGAACUUAACUCUUCACCUCAGCCGUACCUUGUACCAUUUCUUAAGAGAAGUCUCCCAGCACUGCGCCAGAUGACCCCAGACCCUGAUGCCUUCAUCCAGCAAAGCCUGUUGCCUUCAUCAAGUGCUCAGCCUGCCGCAGCAGCAUCCACAGCUCUCACUGCUGUGGUGCUGCGCCCUCCGCUCUCCACCGCUGUUAACACAGCCACAAGCACUGCCUCAAGCAAAGCCACGGUUAUCACCCUCACUCAGACGCCCCACAAUAAACCUGGAAUGAUUGUGCCCCAGCACCAGGGCACCGUGGUGAGACAACAGGUCACUCUGGGCCCGGCUCCCAUGGUAACCGUCAGAGAUCAAACUCAUAGCCGGAUCAUUGUGGGUCAGCCACAGGUGGUCAAACAGCUAUCAGCAGGUUUAAGUUCAAAAGUUUCAGCGGUGAAGAUGUUGGCUCCAGGGGUGAGAGGUGUUCAAGUUCUCAGUCAGACCUCCACUGCUGAUGCUCAGAAGAGCAGGCUGAAGGAAGCUGGAAGCGGAACUUUCAAGGAUGAUGAUGAUAUCAAUGAUGUGGCCUCAAUGGCAGGUGUCAACUUAUCAGAGGAGAGUGCCCGUAUCUUGGCAACCAAUUCUGAGCUUGUUGGGAUUGUAACGCGUUCCUGUAAGGACGAAACCUUCCUCUCCACCUCCCCACUCACCCGGCUAACUCUGGAUAUUGGUAAGAAGUUUGGUGUCGGCGAGUUAGGCACAGAUGUGAUCAGCUACAUUUCACAUGCUACUCAACAACGGUUGCAGAACCUCUUGGAAAAGGUGUCGCAUGUGGCACAGCAGAAGAAUGUAACUUUCAAGGACGAUGAGCGGCAUGAGCAGGUCAGCAAUGUUCGAUCCCAGUUCAAGUUCCUCGAGCAGCUGGACCAGAUGGAGAAGCAAAGAAAAGAGGAGCAGGAGAGAGAGAUCCUCUUGAAAGCUGCCAAGUCUCGGUCGCGGCAAGAAGACCCUGAACAACUCCGACUGAAACAGAAGGCCAAAGAGAUGCAGCAGUUGGAGCUGGCUCAGAUCAGGCAGAGAGAAGCAAACCUGACAGCUCUGGCAGCAAUCGGCCCAAGGAAAAAACGGAAGAUGGACUCUCCUGUCAGGGGUGCAAGUGCAGAGGGCUCAGGGUCAGAGCCUGCGGGCUCUAGUGGUUCAGGCUCCAGACAGUUUACACGGCAGCGCGUCACAAGAGUCAACCUCCGGGACCUGCUCUUCUGUCUGGAGAAUGAAAAAGAGACCAGUCGCUCACAGCUGCUCUAUAAGGGCUUCCUCAAAUAGCACCUGGCCAAAAAUGACUAGUCUCACUCAGUGGCAUUAAGGAAAGAAUAGUUGACUGUCACCUUGAACCCUUGGUAACUGCAUUUUCCUUGAUUUCCUGAAUUAUUAGACGUUUCACUGUGGGAUGAGAAGGACUGAAACGCACAUGAAAUGUCAGCUUUUGAAAACUCCCUCAAGCACAGGCUUCUUUAGGCCUAGAGAUAUUGACUGUGACUUCAGCGUGCCUCCGUUUUCACCUCAGUUUGCUCUUCAGAGACCAGUUGCACCUGACCGCACUUGACUCGUGUAUCGCCUCACACUCCGCACUAGAAAACAUCUUCAAAGGAACGGAGCUUUUCAAAUUCGAAAACCUUCUCAGCGCAAUGAGAUCUGUGUUCUAGCAGUUAGUCUCUUUGGAGUGAUUACCAAACACUCUGUUUAUGAAGUCCAUGGAAAAGAUUUUAAUUUAUCACACAAAAUUGUAAUAUGUUUUAUCAGUAUCUAUGGAUUGUUUAAAGACUUGUUUUGUUAUCUGUUGCCUUCAUAACAAGUUAAGCCAUAUGCAUUUGAAUGUGUUAUCUUUCACUUCUUUCCAGAGUUGUAGGAUGAGGCCUUUAUUGUUUUGUAUUUUUGUUUCUCUUUUGAUUGAAUUUAAAAGAAUUGAUUAUUUACAAGUAAUGUGUUUUACUCUCACAGUGAUUUAUAGUGGGAUUCCUCUGUCAUUUGUCAUUUUUAUUCUGACUCUAGCACAUUAACUACAUAAACUAAAAUACUGUUAAUUUCUGUCAAUCUUUUCUUAAGCUUACUAUAAAAGAAGAGUAUUUUCUGUCAUAUUCUCAGCAGCCAGUACUUAUUCAGUGACAUCAUUGUAACAUUUAACAACAACUUAGUCACAGUGAGCCGCCUUCUGAGGACAACUUUUGCUACUAUAAGACUUUAUUUUCAAAGUCAACAUUUGUGUGAAGUGACACAAGUGCAUUGUCUAGAAUUUAGGAUCCAAAGUAUGGAUUCAGAUGUGUCUUAUCAGCGUUACCUGCAGUUACCCAUAAAAUGUAGAUUGUUAUCAUCAAAGUAUGUAAUGUCUAUUUAGUAAUGUUUGGCUAAAAUACUUAAUGGUCAGAAUGUCAGAGAGAUGGAUUGCCUUCUCACCAUUUUUUUUUUUACCGAGCCACCAUGGUACCAGGAACCUCAAAGCAAGAAAGUCCCAGGUUUGAAUCCCAGCAGGGGGCGUUGUGUGUGGAAGUUACAUGUUUUACCCAUGCUUUUGUGGGAUUUCUCUGGCUAUAACAGGCCACAUGUUGGUCUAAACGUGGCCCUGUGAUAGACUGGUGACCUUUCACCCAAACAUAGAUGCCAGCAGAACCCUGUGAACCCAAAUAGGAGUAAGCAGGUGAACAUAAUGGCUGGAUGGAUAUAAAAAGAAGAGUUAAUCUACAGAAGAAGAAAAAAAACUAUAGCUUGGAAAUAAGAAGACUUUUCAUAGCUUUCACAACAAAAACUGCUAAACCAAUGUAUUUUCUCCACACAAGUCAAUCGGUGUUGCACGUCAUUGUAUUUUUUUAUUUUUUUCCACGGUUUUUCAAAGAAUGCUUAUGGGCAAAUUUUAUUGCUGCAAAUACUGUUUACUAUUUGUAGAUUUGUCAUUUGAAGACUAUAAAUUACAAAAGUCAAAUUUUUCAUGUAUAUGUGACAAAUGAGACAAAAUAUGUUUUCAUGCCAAUAUCUUGUACAUUUUGCACAGACAUUUGUUUAUAUGUAAAUAUCUUUAAAAAAAACUGCUGUUUUAUAAACAAUUGAGAGUAUUAUCUCCAUUAAAAAACAAUCUAAUAACCUUGUCUUAAUGAUCUUUAUUUUUGUAGAACUGAUGUUGAAGAGCUGCCAUCAUGAUUCUUUGUCAACACAAUAAACAAUCUAAUAACCUUGUCUUUAUGAUCUUUAUUUUGGUAGAGCUGAUGUUGAAGAGCUGCCAUCAUGAUUUAUGUCAACACGAUAAACUGACAGAAGUUGCAAAGUACUUAUUUUUGUCGGAAAAAUAA
Molecule: messenger RNA, 4310 nt
Organism: Cololabis saira (Pacific saury)
Lineage: Eukaryota; Metazoa; Chordata; Actinopteri; Beloniformes; Belonidae
Product: transcription initiation factor TFIID subunit 4-like
Exons: 15
Coding region: 130-2295 (721 amino acids)
Biological process (GO): DNA-templated transcription; transcription initiation at RNA polymerase II promoter
Cellular component (GO): transcription factor TFIID complex
Molecular function (GO): DNA binding; RNA polymerase II general transcription initiation factor activity; protein heterodimerization activity
Source: RefSeq, a predicted model, not a curated record